AUGGACGCCAGUCAGGAGGACCUCGAGGAACGACCUUUGCGCAUAGGCAUAAACGGCUUCGGCCGUAUCGGCCGACUUGUGUGCAGGGCGGCCCGCAACCGUGGCUUAACCACCGUGGCCAUCAACGACCCGCAGCUCGGCGCCAAGUAUGCCAGCUUCCUCUUAACUCACGACACCGUCAUGGGCCGCUUCGAGGGUGAGGUGUCCACCAGCACGGAGAGGGACGACUGCUUCCUCAUCGACGGCGAGCCUGUGCACGUCACACAAAGAACCGACCCGGGUGAGGUACCGUGGGGAGCUUCAGGUUGCGACUAUGUCGUGGAAUCCUCCGGGAAGUUUCUGACCACCGCCCUGUGCCGGGAGGGUCACAUCAAGAGAGGCGGAGCCGAGCGCGUCAUCAUGACCGCCCCGAGCAAGGACGCCGAAACACCAAUGUAUGUCUUCGGGGUGAACCACGAAUCGUAUGCGCUGGAUCAGCCCAGCGUGGUCUCCUGUGCAUCAUGUACAACUAACGCCUUGGCACCGCUCGCGAAAAUCAUCGACGACAACUUUGGCCUUUCCGAGGGCCUGAUGACCACGGUGCACGCGCUGACCAUAUCGCAGCCCACCGUCGAUAGUGCCAACCCCAAGGAUUGGCGCAGGGGACGCAGUGGCAUGAGCAACAUCAUCCCCACAAGCAGCGGAGCCGCCAGCUCUCUUGGAAGGAUUCUUCCAACGCUCCGAGGAAAGCUCACGGGCUUUGCUCUCCGCGUGCCUGUCGCAGACGUGUCACUCCUGGACCUCACGUGUGUCCUUGAGCGCCCCACGACGAUCGAUGAGAUCAAGGCUGCGGUUAAGCUCGCCGCCGAGGAAGAGUUCGAGGGUCUUGUUCGAUACACGGACGAUCCGGUUGUCAGUUCUGACUUCAUCGGCGACCCGAGUUCGCUGAUCUUUGACUCAGCCGCUGCGGUGGCGACGUCCCCCCACCUGGUCAAGCUCCUCGCGUGGUACGACAACGAGUGGGGGUACAGCUGCCGCGUGGUGGACAUGAUGAUGCACAUGUGGGAGGCUGAUAAGAUGAGACAAGGGCUCAAGAAUCCCGUGGCGUAA
Messenger RNA from Micromonas commoda, 1089 nucleotides. RefSeq names its product glyceraldehyde 3-phosphate dehydrogenase. NCBI's taxonomy places the organism in Eukaryota, Viridiplantae, Chlorophyta, Mamiellophyceae, Mamiellales, Mamiellaceae. The coding region runs from base 1 to 1089 and encodes 362 amino acids. The transcript has 2 exons. Gene Ontology annotation, biological process: glucose metabolic process. The record is from RefSeq and is a predicted model, not a curated record. Gene Ontology annotation, molecular function: NAD binding; oxidoreductase activity, acting on the aldehyde or oxo group of donors, NAD or NADP as acceptor; NADP binding.